Messenger RNA from Lepisosteus oculatus (spotted gar), 1868 nucleotides. RefSeq names its product ATPase H+ transporting V1 subunit D (gene atp6v1d). Gene Ontology annotation, cellular component: proton-transporting V-type ATPase complex. The record is from RefSeq and is a predicted model, not a curated record. Gene Ontology annotation, molecular function: proton-transporting ATPase activity, rotational mechanism. NCBI's taxonomy places the organism in Eukaryota, Metazoa, Chordata, Actinopteri, Semionotiformes, Lepisosteidae.
CAUGACGUUUACCCAGCUGAUUCGCCUCUGACUGACACUGUUGACCAGGGAGAUUUCCAGUUUGCUUUUUCCCGAAAGCUAUUGAAUAGGGAAAUCAUUAUAAGGAAGGACGUCUUAAUAAAGAACAGUUUUCCUAGGAUAAAUUCUAUUGCAAUAAAAGUAUACUGAACCUAGGCAAAUCAAAGACGCGUCGCUUGCAUCCAACAACAUGUCAGGCAAGGACAGGAUCGAAAUUUUCCCAUCCAGAAUGGCGCAGACCAUCAUGAAGGCACGCCUGAAGGGAGCCCAGACUGGACGAAAUCUCCUGAAGAAGAAGGCCGAUGCCCUCACCCUGCGCUUCCGGCAGAUCCUCCGAAAAAUCAUUGAGACCAAAACCUUGAUGGGAGAGGUGAUGAGGGAGGCUGCGUUCUCUCUGGCAGAAGCCAAAUUUGCUGCUGGAGAUUUCAGUACCACCGUCAUUCAGAACGUGAACAAAGCACAGGUGAAGGUCCGUGCCAAAAAGGACAAUGUAGCAGGUGUGACUCUGCCAGUGUUUGAACACUACCAAGAGGGAGGAGACAGCUAUGAGCUGACAGGCCUGGCCCGAGGUGGAGAGCAGUUGGCCAAGCUGAAGAGGAACUACGCCAAAGCUGUGGAGCUGCUUGUGGAGCUGGCAUCUCUGCAGACCUCCUUUGUGACGCUGGAUGAAGCAAUCAAGAUAACAAACCGCAGAGUGAACGCUAUAGAGCAUGUGAUCAUUCCCCGGAUCGAACGCACUCUGUCCUAUAUCAUCACAGAACUGGACGAGAGAGAGAGGGAGGAGUUCUACAGGUUGAAAAAGAUUCAGGAGAAGAAGAAGCAGAUCAAAGAGAGGACUGAGAAGGAGAGGCAAGCCCGCAUGGCUGCUCUGGGCACUGUGGCAGAGCCAGCGAAUCUCCUGACAGAGGAGAGGGAUGAAGACUUACUGUUUGAGUAGCUGUCUGUCCACCUGUACACUACCCCCAGGCCCUGAAUUAGAUGUACAUCUGUUAUUUAUUGUGAGACUUGUGUUGUAUUGCAGCAUAUCCAAAAUACUUUUUUUAAAUUGGUAUUAUACUUGUGUUCCCUUUGAAACUCUCUGGCAUUUGUCACUGCCAGAUCUUCUAGGGUUCAGGGCUUUCAGAUAUUUAAUUCUUAUUACACAGACAGUGAUGAAGGAAUAGUGUAUGAGGGCUUCUGUUAAUCUGACAGCUGCUCAGAAUCCUACAGGGUUAUAUAGCAUCUUCUAUUCCAAUUGGCAUCACAGUAGCACAGUUUUGCAGAUAAACAAGCUUAACAUUAAGCUCUGGGGCCUUGGUCUUUUACUUUGCUUUAAAAUACUCUACUUACUAAUACUUUAAAACAAGUGGGACAAUUUACAUUACACAAUAUUUUUCAGGAAAUGCUCAAAGUAUUUCAGUUGAAAAAGCAUUGGAUUACUAUAAUUAACUAAAAAGUAGGGACAAAAUAGAAGCCUAAGAAAGAAAAUGGACCGAGUUAUUGGUGAUGCAAAAAAAAACAAAAUCUGUGGAGAUCAGUGUGUUCUUGUAACAGUUAGGCUGAACAAUUUGUCUUUAUUAGGGACAACCAAAGCCUGGCUUUCAUUGUACCAUUCAUUUUAUGUCUAUGGUUUCUAUUGUAGUACUGUAGUACUGUAUUCAGUGUCAGUUACAAAAAUGGUAACAAGAGACCAAGUUCUGUGUGGUGAACUGGUUAGUUUUUAACUCUUAAGCACGUGAUUGAGUCUGAAUGGCAGUGGGACCUUUCCUAUGGUAUUGUAUUCUAUGACAACAAUAAGUGAAGCAUGACAGUUAUCGUUUCCUUCCUUGAUUGGAAAAAUACUAAAUAAAAUCACAGAAAUUGACAAAGUA